Messenger RNA from Lactuca virosa, 810 nucleotides. Lineage: Eukaryota; Viridiplantae; Streptophyta; Magnoliopsida; Asterales; Asteraceae. The record is from the annotation of a GenBank genome assembly.
AUGGCCGCUUCAUCAUCAUCAUCAUCCUCAGUUCAGGCAAACCCUGAUUGCAUUCACUUCGACUUUAUGUCUCUAAUGGACCCAAUAAGCUACCCACUUCUACUUGCAUCUUCAUAUCACCUUUAUUUCAUGUCUGAGUCCAAACUUAAUAAUUAUAAGAAUGAUGGAAUCACCUUUACAAUGUCACCCCCUCAAAACUUAUCUCUUUCGAGCUCACCUUAUAUACAUCUAUUUGAUAAAACCCGAAAAAUCACUUCAUUAGGCAUGAAUCCUAUCUCUCAAAUGGAUGAUGCUUUUUUCUCUAAAAUUUUUGAACUAGAUAUCCCUUCAAUCCAUUCAUUUGUUCCAUCAAUUACACCAACUUUCUCUUCGACUCACAUGAAUAAUGUGAAUUGUAAUAUAGUAUCUGUACCAGAUGGUGGUUACAUGACAUCUAUGGAUGCCUCAAGCUCUGGCUUUUCAUUAAUUGAUAUGGGACUUAAAUCGCAAGCAGAUAUUUUGAAGGAUUUAAACAUGAUGAACAAUGAUAGCUGCAGUUGGCUAGAAAUCCCACCAAACGGACCCCCUAAAGAACUUGAAGAAUUUUGGGAUGAUUCAUAUACCAAACCACCCGAUCCUUCAACUGGCACAAUUUUUGAAUCAAUAGACAACCUACAAAGUGAGGUUCAGUGCUCUCAUCUUUCUUUACCAAAUGGUAAUGAUAUGACAUUUAUGGAUGACUUCACCUCUGGCUUUUUACCAAAUGAUAUGGAAGUCAUAUCACAAAACAAUGAUAUUGAGGGUGUAAACAUGAUGAUCAAUGAUAACUAG